ACCGCCAGCGGCCGUUCGCGUCGACCUCGGCUCCCGGGCCCAGGAGAUGGGCUGGGGAUGAAGAUUAAGCAGGAGAAGCAAGAGUGGCUGCUACAGACGUUGGUGCCGCAGGCCGCGCCCUCGGGGAGAGACAAGGAAAACGUUUUCCAGCAGCACCGGGGCUUCCCACCAUGCCAAGCAAUGGGGACACCUUGUGCUUUGGGGAAACAAGAAGAGACCGGGGGUCCAAGGUGGGCCCCUGCCCCUGAGCAGGACGGGAGGCGGGCAGGCCAGGCUCCAGCAGCGGCCCCUGCCCAGCCGAAUGCCCCUUCCUCUGCGGGUCACUUUGUGUGCCUGGACUGUGGGAGGAGGUUCAGCUGGUGGUCGUCCCUGAAGAUCCACCAGCGCACCCACACCGGCGAGAAGCCGUACCACUGCAGCAAGUGCGGCAAGAGCUUCAGCCAGAAGCCGAACCUGGCGCGCCACCAGCGGCACCACACGGGUGAGCGGCCCUUCUGCUGCCCCGAGUGCGCGCGCCGCUUCAGCCAGAAGCAGCACCUGCUCAAGCACCAGAAGACGCACUCGCGCCCCGCCUGCCACGCCUGUCCUGAGUGUGCUCGCUGCUUCCGCCACAAGGUGGGCCUCCGCACCCACCAGCGCGCCCAUGCCCGAGACCGCCAGCUGGCCGGGGCUGCGCUGCAGAAGCUUCUCAGGUGCACAGUGGCCCACCAGGCCCACCGCCCCCGGCCAGCACCGCAAGGCCCUCCCGAGGGGGCUUGGCUGGGGCCCUGCCCGGGGUGGUGGGGCGGGCCGAGGCCCCAGGCCGCACUUGCUGUGACCCCAGGGUCCGGCGAGCCCCGCCAGUUCAUCUGCAGCGAGUGCGGCAAGAGCUUCCCGUGGUGGUCCUCGCUGAACAUCCACCGGCGCAUCCACACGGGCGAGCGGCCCUACCCCUGCCCUGAGUGCGGCCGGCGCUUCAGCCAGAAGCCGAACCUGACGCGGCACCGGCGCAACCACACGGGCGAGCGGCCCCACCGGUGCCUGGACUGCGGCCGCGGCUUCCGCCAGAAGCAGCACCUGCUUAAGCACCAGCGCACGCACCUGGCUGCCCCAAAAGCUGCUGUGUGCCCCCGCUGCGGGGAGAGCUGCCCCAGCCGGGGGGCGCUGCGUGCCCACCAGCGCGCCCACACCUCCAAUGUAGUGGGUGGGGAGCCGGGACAGGGUUCUGAGCGGCAGCCAGCGGCCCCCCGGGGCGUCUCCCCGCAGCCACAGCGGUCGCGGGGGCCUGGGACGUGGGGCGGGGGGCAAGGGGGCCUGGCCACGCCUGGCGAGCCUCGCCAGUUCAUCUGCAGUGAGUGCGGCAAGAGCUUCUCCUGGUGGUCCGCGCUCACCAUUCACCGGCGCAUCCACACGGGCGAGCGGCCCUACCCCUGUCCCGAGUGCGGCCGGCGCUUCAGCCAGAAGCCGAACCUAACGCGGCACCGGCGCAACCACACAGGCGAACGGCCCUAUCAGUGCGCUGCCUGUGGCCGCAGCUUCCGCCAGAAGCAGCACCUGCUCAAGCACCAGCGAGUUCACUGGGGAGCCCUGAACCCCGUCCCCCGCCCCAAGGAGGAGGUGCUUUGAUAGACAGCAGAAUGUGUUGGAAAUGGCCAGGGGCUUUCAGAGCCCCAGGGUGUGAGACUCCAUCAAAGGCAGCUCCUUAAAGCUCUCAGGCCUGAGAACAGGAACCCAGAGGCUGAGAGAGGAGGCGUGGAAGACCAGGCAUCCUGCCCCUGGAGCCCGGUGUGUUGAGGCCCUCCCUGUGCACCCCCUCAGGUGGGAUCCCUGGCGAGAAAUGGCCCAGGUAUGGGCGGGUAGGAUGGCAGUCAAACGCUGCCUGCGGGAUGCAGCUCAGAUGCUACUCAAGUCUCAGUCAGACUGAGACGCCAAGGACUGGAAGCCAGAACUGUUCAGGGAGGGGCAGGCAGAGCCCUAGUGCCCAGAGCAGUGCCCGGCGCUUAGUGGCCACUGGACAGAUGCUUUUGGGAGGAUGAAUGGUUAGGUGGCACUUCAGCGCUGAGAGCCCCACUGCCCAUUGUGUGUGUGCUGGGCCUGGCCUCAGCACUGGUCUGUGUGGUAGGACCAGGGCGUAGGGGGCUGGUUUCAGCUGAGGUUUGGUGGCUUGGGGGUUGCCACCUGUGCCUGCCUGAUGGGAGCCUUACCAGCCCCAGGGCUUCAGAAAGAAAAUGAAGGAUUGACUGUU
Trichechus manatus latirostris (Florida manatee) is the source of this 2224-nucleotide messenger RNA. RefSeq names its product zinc finger protein 775 (gene ZNF775). Gene Ontology annotation, biological process: regulation of transcription by RNA polymerase II. Gene Ontology annotation, molecular function: DNA-binding transcription factor activity; RNA polymerase II cis-regulatory region sequence-specific DNA binding. Lineage: Eukaryota; Metazoa; Chordata; Mammalia; Sirenia; Trichechidae. The record is from RefSeq and is a predicted model, not a curated record. The coding region runs from base 58 to 1605 and encodes 515 amino acids. The transcript is spliced from 2 exons.